Molecule: messenger RNA, 675 nt
Organism: Prosopis cineraria
Lineage: Eukaryota; Viridiplantae; Streptophyta; Magnoliopsida; Fabales; Fabaceae
Exons: 3
Coding region: 131-466 (111 amino acids)
Source: RefSeq, a predicted model, not a curated record
AGAGGGUAAUUUGGACUCUUUGAGCUUUCAAGUGGGAAGCGAAUUGGCAAACGGAACAGACGAAUAAUGCAUAUAUAAAUGCGGGAGUGGGAGAGCGAGAGUCCCGGUCACCCAAUAUCGAAGAAGGAAGAUGGCUGAGUCACAAGGCCAGAUCAGCAGGGAAGUGCCGGUGGAAGGCAAGUUGGGGAGCGUGUACUGUAAAUGCGCGGAAGGCUGGACAUGCGAGAUCAGCAGGACCUCAGGCCCCGAUGCCGGCAAACCCUACUUUAAAUGUGCUGAAAGUUGCGACUGCUCUAUAGAUGGGGUAGGAGUUCCCGGAGAGGAGGUGAAGGAUGUGGGUGAUGCUGCAAGUAGCGGAUCAUACUGCAAAUGUGGAGAAGGAUGGAGCUGUGUGAUUUCCAGGGUUCAGCCUUCUGACUCCCAGAAGGGCUUCGAAUGCUCUGGCCCCUGCACCUGUGCUGCCUAGGCCAAAUCAAUGUUCCAGUAUAUAAUAUUAGUUAUAUCUCAGUCUGUGUGGUUGGUUUCAAAAUAAAGCAUCGCAAUAUUAUACUGUGUGUUGAAACUCGUCGCUUGGGUUAUGUAUCCCCAUGAAUCUGAUCGUGUGUGCGUCACUUCUGUUAUAUAUGUAUCGACUUGGAUAUUAUACUUGAUCAAAUAAAUGUUUGCAUCAACGAA